AUGGCACCCAGAGUCAAAGACGGCGAGGUAGUACUCGCAUUUUCUGGCAAAUGGGUGUCUUGGACACAUACAAUCGUUGCUUAUGCUGCCUUUCUUAGCGCUCUCGUCGUUGGCGUUUCGUUGCAUUACCGUAAAAUCGUUCAGAAUGAGCACUGGGGUUAUCCAGAGGAAUGGUUUCCCUCAGUUUCGGCGACAAUUGGCGACAGAUACCCAGAGCGGUCAUUUUUCAUGGUCUUCAUAGCCAUCACAUCAGGCCCUCGAUUUGUCCUCGUCGGUUUAUGGUACUUACUCACUGCUCGACCAAACUCUACCCUUCCCAAAUUCGUCGCAUUUACUGGGCUUUUUCGGACGCUUACUUGUGGAGGAUGGACUUACGUCACCUCGACGGAUGACCACGAUUGGCACGAUAUCUUUAUGAUUUCAUAUUUGGUUGCUACACUGCCAUGGACGAUAGGCUGUCUCGCCUUGAGCCCCGAAAAUGCAAAAGCGGUCAAAUACCGUAAAUAUCUUGCCUCUGCAUUUUUUGGAACUCUAGUACCUCUUGUAUACUACUUCAUUCAACACAAGGUCCACAAGGUUGCGGGAGCAUACACCAAAUACGCUUUCUUCGAAUGGGCAUUAAUAUUAUUUGAUGUUGCCUUUGACGCGGUGACUGCGCUCGAUUUUGAAACUUUCGAGCUCGUGGUUAAAGAUGUUAAAGGGGCCAGCAAGGGAAACAACAAGAUAAUAGCCGAUGCAGUUAUCGAAAAGCAAAAGGAAAACCAGGUUGGGCAAGUGUUUGCCCACAAAUUUGCAUGGAGUGAGGCUAUUGAUGCAGCAGCUGAUGUAUACAAUGGCUUUGUUUUUUGGUCAAUAUUGACCUCUUUGGGGGUUGUCGUAUGGUCAACAGAUUUUCCACUUUGGCAUAUGGGCAUUUCUGGUUACGAAAUACUGAUCAUGACUACCAUUUCACCUUUUCUGUUGGGCGUCAAAUCUGUGCGCUCAAUGGUUGUCAAAAAUCUACGACUUUGCCAUUUACUUUCGUCCUUCGGAUUACUAGCGUACCUGGUUGAAAACCCAGUUCUUCGCUUGUUCGUCGUUGGCUUUGCUGUUUGGAUGUCGUGCUUGUCAUGGGCUGCAACUUGGUAUGCUGAAGCGGGUCACCCAGUCAACCUCGAGUCGAGAAUUUCUGCGUGGACGAUUGGCUUAUUAGCUUCGAGCGUCGUGAAAUUCGCUUGCCGUACUAGUAAUCCAAUCUGGCCAAUUUCGCAUUCUACAAAUGGAGGUCUGAAUGGUCUUGGCUUCAUCGUUGCAGUCCUUUCAGUCCUUCGCUCAACUCGCAGAGGGCCACUAGGGGCUGGCGAUCUUACAGCCCAGGGACGUAUGGAAGGGUCAUCGGUGCUUGCUGGAAUGGGAAUUGGAGGUAUUUUCUUCGGACUACAUUCACUACUAUCCGAUUCGAGCACCAUGAUCCUUUGGGUAUGGGAAGGUUAUCCAGUUCGUGGGCCGAUAGCGGCACCCCAUGGUGCGUUGACCAUUGCUGCUAUGGGUGCUGGUCUUCUGUUUGGGAUUUUCAACGAAGAUUUGGCACGUGGGUGGACAACAUAUGGAAUUGGCUGUAUCGGUGCCGCGCUCCUUACUACACGCAGUAACUGGACGGGGUACUAUGGAGCGCUUAUCAUGGCAGUCUAUCUCAUGGCAGUGGCAACUCCAUUGAUCACUUCAGCCGCGAGAAAGAAUCCUGCCACUACGUUUGGUUUUGGAUUGUUGGUCUAUAAUUUCAUGACUCUUUUCCACGUUUGGGUGGUCGCUUAUGCUUUCGUACCGGGCGGGCCUCUUGUACGAGAGCGUACUGAUUGGGUCAUGAUCUCCAAUAUGCUUCUCAUCGGAUGUGGCGUGUUUACAUCUCUCGCGCCUAACCAAGCCGCGCAAAGAAGGCGCUUCGGCGCAUCUCCUAAUUCUCGAAAACAACGUCCGUAUUACAUGUAUGUUCUCGGAGUCCUGGAGCUCUUCGCAGUUGCUAUAGCUUACCUCCGAUUUCCAACGUACGAUUACGUCCCAUACCACAAAGAUGACAAGAUUCUUACAGCAGGAAUUUGGACUAUCCACUUCUCCCUCGAUAAUGACAUGUGGUCCUCAGAGUAUCGUAUGAGGGAUGUCAUCAAGGAGUUGGAAAUAGACGUCAUAGGCCUUCUAGAAUCUGAUCUUCAGCGCAUCAUUAUGGGAAAUCGAGAUACUACGCAAUUCUUGGCCGAAGACUUGGGCAUGUAUGUCGAUUAUGGACCUGGUCCAAACAAGCAUACUUGGGGCGCUGCGUUGUUGUCAAAGUUCCCUAUUGUCAACUCUACUCAUCACUUACUUCCAUCACCCGUGGGGGAGCUUGCACCAGCCAUCGAAGCCACUCUAGAUGUGUACGGUGAGAUGAUUGACGUAUUCGUUUUCCACUCUGGACAAGAAGAAGAUCCGGAGGACAGAAGGUUACAAAGCGAAUACCUCUCCAAGCUGAUGGGUGCAACGCCCCGUCCAGCAAUUCUUUUGUCAUAUCUUGUCACGAAGCCACUAGAGGGAAACUACAAUACUUACGUUUCUGAAACGAGUGGAAUGCACGAUAUCGAUCCUAGCGAUUGGGACAGGUGGUGUGAGUACAUUCUCUACAAGGGACUAAAAAGAACUGGAUACGCUCGAGUAUCGAGGUCUACAAUCACUGACACGGAGAUCCAAGUUGGGAAGUUCGUGAUUGGAGAGCCAGUGCCAGAGGCUGAAAAAGCACGCAACAAGUUAAUAACAGAAGAGGAAGUUCCUGAGGGACGACGUUUCCCUAAGAUGUUUUAUGGUGAGGGAGUGCGGGGACAUUUUUACCACGUCUUCGAUGAGCCGCGAUAUUAUGCUUAA
This is a messenger RNA of Glarea lozoyensis ATCC 20868, 2871 nucleotides long. RefSeq names its product DNase I-like protein. Lineage: Eukaryota; Fungi; Ascomycota; Leotiomycetes; Helotiales; Helotiaceae. Bases 1 to 2871 code for a protein of 956 amino acids. The transcript has 8 exons. The record is from RefSeq and is a predicted model, not a curated record. Gene Ontology annotation, cellular component: endoplasmic reticulum. Gene Ontology annotation, biological process: GPI anchor biosynthetic process; fungal-type cell wall organization.